Rana temporaria (common frog) is the source of this 1797-nucleotide messenger RNA. RefSeq names its product carbonic anhydrase 5A (gene CA5A). Gene Ontology annotation, molecular function: zinc ion binding; carbonate dehydratase activity. The record is from RefSeq and is a predicted model, not a curated record. The transcript is spliced from 7 exons. Gene Ontology annotation, cellular component: cytoplasm; mitochondrion. NCBI's taxonomy places the organism in Eukaryota, Metazoa, Chordata, Amphibia, Anura, Ranidae. Bases 102 to 1040 code for a protein of 312 amino acids.
AAACAAAUAGACAGUCAGUGAUAUGUGAGGGAAUAGAGGAGCUGAUGCCUGUGUAUUGGGGUAUCCUCCAGGACAGCAGCAGGUGACACUCAGCAUCCAAGAUGAGGGGCAGAUCUAUCCUGAUCCUCAGCAGGCAGCUGGCCAGGGGGGUCCUCACCCCCAAUAAGCAUCACGUCCGACACUGCAGCCUGGCAACCUGCUCCCUGCAGCACAGGGAUUCAAACUUGCACCCAUUGUGGAAAGGACCAAUAGAUAUCCCUGGAGGUUCCCGCCAGUCUCCCAUCGACAUCCGCGUACGUGACAGCAUCUUCCACCCCCAGCUCACCCCCAUCAAGACCCAGUAUGACCCAAACACCUGCCUGCACGUCUGGAAUAACGGUUACGCGUUCAUGGUUGAGUAUGACGACUGCACUAACAAGUCAGUGGUGCAUGGAGGACCCCUGGAGAACCCCUACAGGCUUAAACAGUUCCACUUCCACUGGGGGGUGAACAACGACUGGGGAUCUGAGCACACGGUGGACAGCAAGGUGUUCCCGGCAGAGGUUCACCUUGUGCACUGGAACUGCUCCCGGUAUCGCACCUUUGAGGAAGCCAUCAUGGAGGAGAACGGUUUGGCGGUUAUUGGAGUGUUUUUAAAGGUUGGCCGGCACCACUCGAAGCUGCAGAAGUUGGUGGACAUUCUACCGUCUGUCAGAUAUAAGGAUUCUCUUACUGAAUUCAAUUAUUUUGACCCCUCCUGCUUUCUGCCAACCUGUAACGAUUACUGGACAUAUGCUGGCUCCUUGACCACGCCGCCGCUGACAGAGUCCGUGACCUGGAUUAUCAUGAAGAAACCCAUUGAAGUGGACCACAGUCAGCUGGCCGUGUUUCGCAGUCUCCUCUACAGCGCCGUAGGGGAGGAGGAAAAAAACAUGGUGGACAACUUCCGCCCUCUUCAGCCGCUAAUGAACCGCACCGUCCAUUCUACCUUUCAGCCGGCACUCAAAUUGUCUGAUUUAAAAAAGGACGAUGCCAAAUCGCAACACCAGCAGAAGGUGUAAUCGCCUUACUUGCCAGAGGCCGGGAACGUUGGUUAAGGCCUGCGUGAGAUCUGAAGCGCUCGCCAUUCUGAAAGCUGCACAGCUCUGCAAAUCUACCUGGAUUUAUACUUCCAGAUACAUGUAGUGUUACUGAGUAUGACCAUAUCAACAAUGCCAUAGAUGGGAUCACCUUUUAUAGAACACUUUUACUAUAUAUUGUUUUGCAGGGUGCUUUGGCAUUAACAUAGAUUCUUUUUGUUGAUGUGUGUUUGUUUUUUGUUUUUUUACCUUUUUCUAGAAAAAAUAAUGGUUCUAAGUGACCUUAAGACUUAAUAUCUGUCUUAAUUAUAGGCUGUGGGGGGAGGCUGGGACUGGUCACAUGACUUAGGCCUGUGAAAAAUGGUCCAUUUUGAUACUACCUAGUUGUCAGGGUCUAGUGAAUGUUAAUGGGCACUGUGCCCACCUCUCCGGGGCUCAGUGUGGACUGAGGUUUUAGCGGUUCUGUGGAUUUAAUAGGAAAAGCACAAUAUUGAUCAGGGAGAAGGACCAUAGCCAUGGUGCUGAUCUUUCAUAAAAUUUGAUGUGGCUUUUUUUUUUUUUAGGUGGGUUGGGGUUUACCUGUGCAACCCCCUUUAUUCAGAGCUAUGAGUUGCCUAAUCCACAUUGCCCUAAUUCUAGCAUGUGUUCCUUUUAUUUCUAUUAUGUCUUGGUUACUUUGUGGUUAGAGAAGUAUUUGCUGACUUUUUUUAUUAAUCAUAAAUGUGCAUUCAUUUUGUAA